AUGACUGCGCACCAUUGCAGCUGCCCUUCUUUUCAGUGGAGCUCAACACGACCUCAGCUGGAUGUGCCGCACGAUGUCACCCCCUCGCAGCUGGAGACGCUGCUGAAUGGGCUGCGACAGACCGAGGAGCGCCUGCCCUACUCCUUCUUCAUCCAGGAGCAGGAGCUGGCAGCAGAACUGGGCGCACACUUGCUGAAGCACAAGGCGGGUUUCUGUGGAGUCUGUGCUGCGCGUGGUGUAUCACCCUCAGGCAGUGUUCAAGGUCCGAGCAGUGACACGGUGCACAGCCAGCAUUGCAGGGCAUGCAGUCCUGAUGGCCAGCGCCUUGCAAGCGGCAGCGGUGACACAACUGUGCGGUUCUGGGAUUUGAAUACGCAGACGCCACAGUAUUCAUGCAAGGGGCAUGCCAGCUGGGUACUUGUUGUGGCCUGGAGCCCUGACGCCGCCCUUGUUGCUUCUGGAAAGUGCGACCAUGAUGGUGGUGUCUGGCUGUGGGACCCAGCUACGGGAAAAGCUUUGGGGCAAUGCAAGGCAUGCUUCCUGGAUGGCCACCGCAAAUUCAUUACCAGCAUUGCAUGGGAGCCGGCACAUAUCGAGCUCCCAUGCCGCCGCUUCUGCAGUGGCAGUAAGGAUGCCACGAUCAAGGUGUGGGAGGCCAGCACACGGCGCUGUCUCAUCACAAUGAGCAAUCAUACGCAGGCUGUCACUCAAGUGAAAUGGGGCGGCGAUGGUCUGAUUUACAGUGCUGCCCGAGACUGCAGCAUCAAUGUGUGGGCGGCCGCAGACGGAAGGCUGGUUAGAAGUUUGAAGGGCCAUGGCCACUGGGUGAACACCAUGAGCCUCAGCACAGACUAUGCCCUUCGCACUGGAGCUUUUGAUCACAUGGGCCUUGCCCCUGGAGACAUAGAUGCAAGAAAGGCAGCCGCGCAGCAGCGUUAUGAUGCAGCAUGCAGUGCAAGGCCAGAGCGGUUGGUAACAGGCAGCGAUGACUUUACCCUCUUCCUGUGGGAACCCUCCACUCAGAAGCAGCCCAAGGCACGCAUGACAGGCCACAUGCAGCUCAUCAAUCAGGUCACUUUCUCCCCUGAUGGUCGCUGGAUCGCCAGCGCGUCAUUUGACAAGUCCGUGAAGCUUUGGGAUGGCGUCAGCGGCACAUUCAUCGCCACCUUCCGGGGACACGUGGGGCCUGUGUACCAGGUUGCUUGGUCCGCCGACAGCCGCCUGCUUGUAAGCGGCAGCAAAGACAGCACGCUUAAGCUGUGGGAUGUGCGCAGCAAGAAGCUUUUCAUGGACCUUCCAGGUCAUGCUGAUGAGGUGUUCAGCGUCGAUUGGAGCCCAAAUGGUCACAGUGUUGUGAGUGGAGGCAAGGAUAAGCUGCUAAAGCUGUGGAGGCAGUGACAUCAUUGGGCAUCAGUGAACUGGCGGUUAACCAUUAGCAGUGCGACAGUGGCAGAGACUGUUUCGGUACAUGCUCAUCGCAUUUACCCUUGUAAUGCACCUGAUGCUU
Molecule: messenger RNA, 1507 nt
Organism: Chlorella variabilis
Lineage: Eukaryota; Viridiplantae; Chlorophyta; Trebouxiophyceae; Chlorellales; Chlorellaceae
Exons: 16
Coding region: 1-1398 (465 amino acids)
Biological process (GO): ribosomal large subunit assembly
Cellular component (GO): nucleolus
Molecular function (GO): protein binding
Source: RefSeq, a predicted model, not a curated record